CCGUCACAGCAUAUGCAUCAAUCUAUCAACCCCAACUGGCCUACGCUUACUGUAAUCAUCCUUGGGAUCAUCUCGACAUGAGAUUUCUACGAUCCUCCACGUUGAUCGGCCGUCUCAUCACUUGGUGAAACACACAAAUGCCUUGACUAUUUGAUUUGAGAUUUCCUUGAGAGUGCAAAAUAUUUUAUGCACUGUUUUCUUGCGUAGAUUGGAAAAGAAGGCCUAUAGAUGUGAUUGAGAUGAAAUCUACGGCUUUCUACUUCGUCUUCCUCCUCCUCCUCCACUACGCAGUGAGGGUGGGGUCCACUCCGCCGAGUUAGUUCCAUUAAGGCCGCCCGAAUUUGUCGCCUCCUUCUCUGCCUUCGACAGCUCCCUACUCUCCUCGCGUGCUGCUUUCUACCUCCUCUCUCUCUGCUUUUUGUAUCCGCGCCUCGUCUUCCUUUGCCAUUGAUAGUUUCCCCGGGAUUAGCGGGAUCGAUGACAGGAAGAAGCGAAAGAGGGUACCGGGAAGAAGCGUAGUCGGUGCCGGGAGAGGGAGGAGCCCGUGUCAUGAGAAAAGGAGAGAGCUUUCUUUGGCUUUGAUGCUAUUUCGUCUCUGCUUCUUGAUCUUACCCGCCCGCUGAGCACGGUUUCGCCAUGGCUGGAAGCAACGAGAUUAACGCCAACGAGUCAAAGAUGGUGGUUCCGCUCAACACAUGGGUCCUCAUCUCCAACUUCAAGCUGGCCUACAACAUGCUGCGCCGCCCGGACGGCACGUUCGACCGCCACCUCGCCGAGUUCCUCGACCGCAAGGUUCCCGCCAAUGUCGCUCCCGUCAAUGGCGUCGUCUCGUUCGACGUCCUCAUCGACCGCCCCACCAGCCUUCUCGCCCGAAUCUACCGCCCUGCCACCGCCUCCGCUGCCGUCGCGCUCCUCCCCGACCUGUGCCGGCCGCCCUCGCCCGACCCCUUCCCCGUCAUCAUCUUCUUCCACGGCGGCAGCUUCGCCCACUCCUCAUCCAACAGCGCCAUCUACGACUCACUUUGCCGCCGGUUCGUAUCCCUCUGCGGCGCCGUCGUUGUGUCCGUCAAUUACCGCCGAGCACCCGAGCACAAGUACCCCUGCGCCUACGACGACGGAUGGGCUGCGCUCCGGUGGGCGUCGGGCGAGCCAUGGCUUCGCAGCGGAAAGGACGCCAAGCUCCGGGUGUUCCUCGCGGGGGACAGCUCGGGGGGGAACAUCGCGCACCACGUGGCCGUCAGGGCAGCGAAGUCCGGAGUCGAAGUCUCCGGCAACGUGCUCCUCAACCCGAUGUUCGGCGGCAACCGCCGGACGGAGUCGGAGAAGAGGUUGGACAGGAAGUACUUCGUGACCAUCGAGGACAGGGACUGGUAUUGGAAGGCGUACCUGCCCGAGGGAGCGAACAGGGAUCACCCGGCCAGCAACCCCUUGGGUCCCAACGGCGCGAAGCUUGAAGGGCUGCCCUUCACGAGAAGCCUCGUGGUGGUGGCAGGACUGGAUCUGGUUCAGGACUGGCAACUGGCGUACGCGCAGGGGUUGAAGAAGGCCGGCCACUCCGUGAAGCUCGUCUACCGUGAACAGGCCACGAUCGGGUUCUACUUGUUGCCCAACACCGACCAUUUCUACCAAGUCAUGGAUGAGAUACACGACUUCGUCGGCUCUAACUUGUAGUAGCAACUGUUCUAUUGGACUCUGAAUCAUGGGCGUGUGUGACUCGGUAGCCUGAGCUCGUGGUAGAUGACCUCCUCAUGGAAAGAAGGAUGUUUCUUCAGAUGAACAUUGCUUACUGUGGCAAAGGGAGAGACACGAGCUGGAUCACUGCUUGGUUAGUGUUGGCAGUAAUUAUGAGAAGAAUCGAAGGCCAUUUCAACUAUAUGAUUGAUUGCAUGUAUUAUAAGUACUUUUCCACCGCUAGGUAAUUAAUUGAAGACCCAACAAGUGUCUCUGUCUC
Musa acuminata AAA Group (dessert banana) is the source of this 1951-nucleotide messenger RNA. RefSeq names its product gibberellin receptor GID1C-like. Lineage: Eukaryota; Viridiplantae; Streptophyta; Magnoliopsida; Zingiberales; Musaceae. Gene Ontology annotation, cellular component: cytoplasm; nucleus. The transcript is spliced from 2 exons. The record is from RefSeq and is a predicted model, not a curated record. The coding region runs from base 637 to 1671 and encodes 344 amino acids. Gene Ontology annotation, molecular function: hydrolase activity; gibberellin binding. Gene Ontology annotation, biological process: floral organ morphogenesis; raffinose family oligosaccharide biosynthetic process; positive regulation of gibberellic acid mediated signaling pathway.